Molecule: messenger RNA, 858 nt
Organism: Aspergillus clavatus NRRL 1
Lineage: Eukaryota; Fungi; Ascomycota; Eurotiomycetes; Eurotiales; Aspergillaceae
Product: sulfotransferase family protein
Exons: 4
Coding region: 1-858 (285 amino acids)
Source: RefSeq, a predicted model, not a curated record
AUGUCGUUGAUACACGCCGAUAACCUGGCUCCUCAGCCUGCCACAGACAUCUUCACCAGCGAUACCUGCAUUGAUCGCAGAAAAUGCCACCGCACAGUGCCUAUGAAGGUCCUUGCUCUGGGUGUAGGAAGAACUGGCACAGCCUCUCUUCGCAUUGCCCUUGAGAGACUGGGAUACGUCAAAUGCUACCACAUGAUGUCCGCCAGUGUAGAGAACCCCCCCGACUGUCUGAUGUGGCACGAUGCGCUUGCCGCCAAGUACGAUGGUGUUGGUGAGUUUGGAAGAAAGGAGUGGGAUCAGCUGCUGGGGGAUUGCCAGGCUGUUUGCGACUGGCCUGCCUGUGCCUUUGCGAAGGAGUUGAUCGAAGCCUACCCCAACGCUAAGGUCAUUCUGUCGACCCGUGAUGUGGAUUCGUGGCAUGCUUCCGUCAUGAAGACCGUCUACUGGCGUGUCACUGACCCCGAGCACCGCUUAGUUUCCCACUUCAGCUGGGCCGCCAGCAUGUACUACCCCAUGCUGAACAAGUUCUUCGAAACAUUCUUCCGCGGCGACUUCCCCAACAAGGGCAAGCAGGUCUAUCUCGACCAUGUUGCAGAAAUCCGCAGCCUGGUUCCUCCUGAGAGAUUGCUUGAGUACCAGAUCAAGGAUGGCUGGGGACCGCUGUGCGAGUUCCUGGGCGAAGAUGUCCCUGACACUCCCUUCCCCCGCGGAAAUGACAUGGCAGACUUCUUCAACCGAUGCCGUACCCGUAACCGACGCCAGAUGAUGAACGCUGCUUUUCAGGCUGUCGCCAUGGGUGGAGCUUUGCUGGCAACUGGAAUGGCCGCAGCCAUGAUGUUCAAGCGCUUCUCCCGGUAA